Molecule: messenger RNA, 1213 nt
Organism: Ostrinia furnacalis (Asian corn borer)
Lineage: Eukaryota; Metazoa; Arthropoda; Insecta; Lepidoptera; Crambidae
Gene: kra
Product: basic leucine zipper and W2 domain-containing protein kra
Exons: 9
Coding region: 293-1213 (306 amino acids)
Cellular component (GO): cytoplasm; membrane
Source: RefSeq, a predicted model, not a curated record
ACGUUGUUUAGAUUUAUUAGCAAUAGUAUUCAAUAUAUCAAAUUCAAUAUUUUCUAUAAAUAUUGUCGUAAUAUAGUCCCAGACACGGGAAACAGUGAAAAAUCGCUCAAGAAAAUUUGAAUCGAUUGUCUUGCCCGCACCGGACUUCCGGCGACUCCAACACACGUUGUCUCUAGCCCGAGGGAAUAGAGAUCGACGCAGCGUUUCUUUCUUUUCUGAACAGGCGCAGUCCGAGAGAACUCGCAAAAGGAGUAAAAGGCUCCUACAUAACCUGUCACUACCAAUAUAUUGUAUGAGUCAGAAGGUAGAAAAACCAGUAUUAUCGGGUCAACGGAUCAAGACCAGAAAAAGAGAUGAGAAAGAGAAAUAUGACCCGAACGGGUUCCGCGACGCGCUCGUGCAGGGGCUCGAGCGCGCCGGCGGCGACCUGGACGCGGCGUACAAGUUCCUAGACGCCGCCGGCUCCAAGCUGGACUACCGACGCUAUGGAGAGGUCAUCUUCGACGUGCUCAUCGCCGGGGGCCUCCUGUUGCCCGGCGGUUCCGUGUCGAUGGAUGGGGAGUCCCCUAAGACUAACACCUGCAUAUUCGCCGCCAGUGAAGAUAUGGAGACGAUGCGCAACUUUGAACAGGUAUUUGUGAAGCUGAUGCGCCGAUACAAAUACCUGGAGAAGAUGUUCGAAGAAGAAAUGAAGAAGGUGCUCGUAUAUCUGAAAGGUUUCGAGCCGCAGCAGCGCAUCAAGCUAGCUCGAAUGACUGCCCUAUGGAUCGGUAACGGCUGCGUGCCGCCGGGCGUGCUGCUGGUGCUGGUGAACGAGCACUUGCUGAAGGACAACUUGGCUCUUGACUUCGUGCUGGAGGUAUUCGCCACCGUCAAGGCGGAGCGCGGCGUGGCGUCCCUCGUCACCGCGCUCAAGAAGGGCCAGCUGGAGGGCAGGCUGCUGGAGUUCCUGCCUUUGAACCGUCGCAGCGAGGACGUGCUGGCGGCAUCCUUCGAGUCGCGCGGCCUGGCCGAGCUGCUGCGCCUGCACCGCGCGCAGGCCUCGCAGGAGGCGCGGCGGGAGCUGACGCAGGCGCUGCUGGACGAGCUGGCGGACGAGAAACCGGUGCGCGACCUCAUCCAGGAACUGCGCGACAUGGCGCUCAAGCACCACAUACCCGAGCACGAGGUCGUCGCCAUCGUGAGUACACACUAUCAUCAUCUAAAUAUAUAA